Messenger RNA from Thyridium curvatum, 579 nucleotides. RefSeq lists its product as uncharacterized. The coding region runs from base 1 to 579 and encodes 192 amino acids. NCBI's taxonomy places the organism in Eukaryota, Fungi, Ascomycota, Sordariomycetes, Thyridiales, Thyridiaceae. The transcript has a single exon. The record is from RefSeq and is a predicted model, not a curated record.
AUGGCCCUAGCCCGCUCCUUCUUCUCCGCCCUCUGCGCCGGCGAGCCCACCCGCGUGCCCCAGUACGACAAGUCCGCCUUCUCGGGCCUCGGCGACCGCGCCCCGGAGUCGCAGUGGGUCGCCGUCAACGGGCCCGACCAGGCCCGGGUGCAGGUCGUCAUCAUCGAAGGGUGGUGCGUCGGCUUCCGCGCCGCCGCGCCCGCGGACGUCGAGGCGAAAUGGCGCGCCCCCGGCAGCCGCACGCUGCACGCCCACAAGCUCGAGCACCUCUUCUUCGUCAACGACCGGCUGCGCGGGUACGACGCCGUGACGGACCUGCUCGACGCCUUUGUCCACGUCGACGCCGAGGACACCGAGUACGUGUACGACUGGCGCCUGCAGCAGGAGGCGCAGCUGCGCAGGGAGAGGGGCGCCGGCAUGACCGACGAGCAGGUCGUCAAGUUCGUCGACGCCUACUACCCGGCGUACGAGCUCUACUCGGACGCGCUGAGGCAAGGCCUCUUUCCCGACCGGAAAGGCGAUCACCUGAGGCUGGUUGUGGGCAAAGACAGGAGUGUGCAGGACAAGAUGAUUCUGUAG